GAGUGUUCUAUGAGAGGAUGCAAAGUGCCUGAAUUUUCUGACUUUUCCCUGCAGAUCCCCCCAAAGACACACAUGACCCACCACCCUGUCUCUGAUCAUGAGGCCACCCUGAGGUGCUGGGCCCUGGGCUUCUACCCUGCGGAGAUCACACUGACCUGGCAAAGGGAUGGAGAGGACCAGACCCAGGACACAGAGAUUAUGGAGACCAGGCCUACAGGGGACAAUAGAACCUUCCAGAAGUGGGCAGCUGUUGUGGUGCCUUUUGGAGAAGAGCAGAGAUAUGCAUGCCAUGUGCAGCACCAGGGGUUGCAGGAGCCCCUCACCCUGAGAUGGGAGCCAUCUUUCCAGCCCUUUAUCCCCAUUGUGGGCAUUGUUGCUGGUCUGGUUCUCCUUGGAGCUGUGGUUGCUGCUGUGAUGUGCGGGAAGAAGAACUUAGGCAGCAACAGUACACAGGCUCUGAUGAUUCUUGCUUGGCUUAUAGAAGCAUGAGACAGCUACCUGUGUGGAACUGAGUGAUGCAGAAUUUGGUCAUGCCUCCUCUUUGUGACUUCAAGAGCAUCUGAUUUCUCUUAUCUGCAAAGGCAUCUGAAUGUUCAUCCAUGUUCAAGUAAUGUGAGAAGGUGGAAAGGCCAGCCCAUACUCAUGUCUACUGUGGCCCCCUCCACCACACUGACUUGUGUCCCUUCGUGAUCAUCUUUCCUGUUCUAGAGUGUGGGGAUGGGAUGUCUCCUCUUUUUGUUAAGUUCAUGAUGUACAGGCUACUUCCCUACUGAAAAUAAAAAGUUUAAUAUCAA
Nycticebus coucang (slow loris) is the source of this 794-nucleotide messenger RNA. Its product is annotated as putative HLA class I histocompatibility antigen, alpha chain H. Gene Ontology annotation, biological process: positive regulation of T cell mediated cytotoxicity; antigen processing and presentation of endogenous peptide antigen via MHC class I via ER pathway, TAP-independent; antigen processing and presentation of endogenous peptide antigen via MHC class Ib. Bases 10 to 489 code for a protein of 159 amino acids. Gene Ontology annotation, cellular component: external side of plasma membrane. Lineage: Eukaryota; Metazoa; Chordata; Mammalia; Primates; Lorisidae. Gene Ontology annotation, molecular function: signaling receptor binding; peptide antigen binding. The record is from RefSeq and is a predicted model, not a curated record. The transcript is spliced from 4 exons.